CCUUUUCAUUUCCUGUUUUUGAACUUGGUGACAAUCAAUCAUCUCUUCAGGAAGUGAAACUUAAGUAGAUAUAUUUUGUUUUGUUUUUCUAUCAAUCCAUCCAUUUUUAAAAAUGAUUUAAUUAGUAAGACAUGGUUAAAUGUAUAUGUAAUAUUAUUUUACUAAAAUUUAAAUGAUUCAAUUAACCCUUUAACUCAGUAUUUAAUAAGAUGAAUGAAUUAACAUCACGGUAACUUAAAAAUCUUCUUGUACUAGUAAGACUGUCGUUCUACCAGGGCCGUUUGAGGAUUUAGUCGAUAUCCAGUAAUAUGCUCUUUGGCGCGAGGAAGAGUUUGACAUAAGUACAUUACUGGUGAGGUAAAACAUUAGUCUACUUGUCUGAAUUUUGGGCUAUUAUUUUGAAAAUUUGAAACAUUUGGGAAUGGGAUUGAUCUGAAUUGGUCAAGAAAUGUUAAAGCAAAAUGAACAAUUAGUAUCAAUAUCAGCGCUAAUAUGUUUCUUUCUAGUUGGCUAAGCUAGUAAGGGCAAAGUUGGGCUAGUAAGGGCAAAAUUGUCAUCGCAUUCCCACCGGCACAUUGUACCGCAUACGGUUGCGCACAACGCUGUACAAUCACAAGGGGAGUGAAAAUGUGCUGUCUCGCUAACACACGCUGUGGAAUUGACAAAAAAAAGUAAGCAUCGUGAAAAUUGGAUGUGAAAUAAGCAAGUUACGUCUUCAUUUAAAUGCCAUUGCCUUUGAAGAAAACGACGCCCCUGCAAACAUGGCCGCCAAGCAGGCACGUCCAUGAGGCCUCUUUAUAUCUAUGAGGGCAAUGCUUUUUUGGACCAAUAGGAGAGCGACUGACUGCCGCGUGGCCUCCCUCACGCGAGCGACAGUCUUUUGUGGGUUUUGUGACAGUCGCCAUUUUGAUUGCUCGACUGAAAAGCUCGAGCCGUUCAGCUCGUUUUCAACACAUUCCGGGCUUCGAUUAACGACCGUUUUUUUAUCACAUCGAGUCGACGGGGGGCAGGCCAAAAUGGCUACGGGCGCAAACGCGACUCCUUUAGGAAAGUUGCACCCCAGCAUCGGCGCUAAACGAGGUUUCGAAGCAGGGCCCGGCGCCGGCAACGGUAACGGCAUGAUGCCCAACCCGGGGCCUCCUGCGCCCUUUCCGCCGUUACAAGCGUUCCAACCCCCGAUGCCCUCCCCGGCUUUCGCACAGACGCACCAGUUCAACGCGCCGAGCGGGUUUUCGCCACAGCCUCCCCAGCAACACCAACAGCCGGCCGGACAAGAUUUCAGCCAAAAGAAACAAAGGAAGAAGAGUCGUUGGAGUAGUGAGACGCCCGACCAGAAGACUGUCAUACCGGGUAUGCCCACUGUCAUCCCCCCUGGUCUGACCCGUGACCAAGAGAGAGCCUAUAUAGUCCAACUGCAGAUCGAAGACCUGACACGUAAACUGCGUACAGGAGACCUGGGAAUCCCUGUUAACCCUGAGGACAGGUCUCCCUCGCCGGAGCCCAUCUACAACAGCGAGGGCAAGAGGCUGAACACCCGCGAGUAUCGCACGCGCAAGAAGAUCGAGGAGGAGCGCCACUCUCUCAUCACCGAAAUGGUCGGACUCAACCCCGACUUCAAACCACCAGCCGAUUAUAAACCUCCAGCCACCAGAGUUAACGACAAAGUGAUGAUUCCUCAAGACGAAUACCCCGAGAUCAACUUUGUCGGUCUGCUUAUUGGACCGCGCGGUAACACAUUGAAGAACAUCGAGAAAGAAUGCUGCGCCAAAAUCAUGAUCCGCGGCAAAGGCUCGGUGAAGGAGGGCAAGGUGGGCAGGAAGGACGGACAGAUGCUACCCGGCGAAGACGAGCCUCUGCACGCUCUGGUCACGGCGAACACGAUGGAGAACGUCAAGAAAGCCGUGGAGCAGAUCCGCAAUAUCCUGAAGCAAGGCAUCGAGACGCCUGAGGACCAGAACGACCUGCGCAAGAUGCAGCUGAGAGAGCUCGCCCGGCUCAACGGAACGCUGAGGGAAGAUGACAACAGGAUUCUGCGUCCUUGGCAGAACACCGAGCCCCGCAGCAUCACCAACACCACCCUGUGUACAAAGUGUGGUGGAGCGGGCCACAUCUCCUCUGACUGCAAGUACACCAGUACCUUUGCCGCCCAAAGAGCGACGGGAGGCGAGCCCCCUCAGUCGGCGCAGGACAAGGCUCGUAUGGACAAGGAGUACCUGUCGCUCAUGGCUGAGCUGGGGGAGGCCCCGUUGCCGGCGUCCGGCGGGGGGCAUGCCGGCCCCCAGGGAGGACCCCCCCGCGCCCCUCUGCCCAGCAACAGCCAGGCACCGCCGAACCGACCUCCCUGGAUGGGUUCCGCUUCGAACGACAACAGGAACUUCCACGGCAUGCACGGAGGAGGCCCUCACAACUUCCCUCCCCCCAUGCCCAGCAUGGGAGGCCCGCCGAUGCCCCCCAACCCCAACGGCAUGCCUCCCCCGUGGAUGCAGCCUCCCCCUCCUCCAAUGGGCCAGGGCCCGGGACCUCACGGGCACCCAAUGGGUGAGCACUCGCAAAUGGGUGACCUUUUAAGUAGUGAACUGCAAAUAUUCGGCAUGAUGCCACCGCCGAUGGGCAUGAUGCCCCCACCGCCACCUCCCCCCAACAGUCAGCCGCCGCCCCCUUCUGGUCCCCUGCCGCCGUGGCAACAGCAGGCUCCGCCUCCUCCUCCGACAAGCAGCAUGGCAACAAGCACACCGCUGCCCUGGCAACAAAAUACCCCCACCACAUCCAGCCCUGGCACAGGGGCUCUCCCUCCAUGGCAACAGCCGCAGCCGCCCGCGGUCUCGGCGCCCCAACCCCCACCUCCGAUGGGUGCCCCCUCCAUGGUACCGCCUCCGCCGGGAGUCCAGCCGCCCCUGCCCCCCGGCGCCCCACCUCCUCCCCCGCCGCCGCCCCCCGGCUCGGCCAGCAUGAUGUACGCCCCGCCGCCGCCCCCGCCGCCGAUGGACCCUUCCAACUUUGUCAUGAUGGGGAUGGGGGUACCGGGCAUGCCGCCGUUCGGCAUGCCCCCGGCACCGCCGCCGCCUCCGCCUCAGAAUUAACAACCUAAUGUGAAGACGAGCGCCCACAUCGCAUCCAAGAGACUGAGGUCAUCUACAGAUUGUCUGUCUGCUCAAAAAUAUAACCAGUGCGUUUUUGUAUGCCACCGGGCGGAAUCGGGGAGAUGCUUUGGAUUUUUUGGGGGUGGGAGAACAUGUCAGUUUAAGUAUAAAGUCUGUCAAAUAAAUACCUCCCUGCCAUUAUCAAUCAAAACUGGCUGUUAUGUAUGAUCGGCAGAUGCCCGGUGGGGUACAAUGCGGUCAUCUUCGAGCACGCAUUUCUAGUUUUUUAUGGUUCUUCAAUAAUGUAAAGACACGUCCACAACAGUUAGGAUGUUAGUUCACCAUGUGUAAAUGGAAGCGUUCUUCUCUUUUUAACGUUUGUAUCAAUGCAAAGGCUCCAUUUGUGUGCGUGUGUUGUAAACAAACACUUGCUCUCAGGCCUCAGUUCUGCAGCGCUAUGCAGUUGUUAUAAUUUUUUUAUUUUUUUUUUGCCAACUGAAAAAAAAAACCUCAAAGGUUAAAUUUGAUCAUUUGCAUGAGCCAUUUCAAGAGCUGAUUGCAUUUGGAGUGGAAAAAGCCAGAUGAUGAUGGGUUUGAGUUAACGAAGAGUAAUAUUUUUGUAAUAAGAAGUGAUGUGUUUUAGUUUUGGUUUUGUUUGCAUGUUUCCAUGUUGUGAAAUUUGAGUUUGAACGGGGGGAAUUGGCGCUGGGAUAAUGUCUCCUCUCAAACCCCCCUGGACUGCUUGAAUGCCGAGAGUCAGACCAAUUAUUUUAUUUUUUUUGUCUGUGUUUCUGCGUCGCCUUUACGCUCUGACGUGGAGCUGUGCGCUUUUGUCUUGCUUUUGCAAGGCAAAACAAAUGGAAUAUUUGCAGUUGAAAUGUUUGUUUCAUUAUAUUCCCGUUGUUACAUCGCUCGUUUGAAUGAAUAACUUGCUUGAUUAGAAAUAAACUGAUUCAAUGGGU
Messenger RNA from Phyllopteryx taeniolatus (common seadragon), 4042 nucleotides. It is a transcript of the gene sf1, whose product is annotated as splicing factor 1. Gene Ontology annotation, molecular function: mRNA binding; zinc ion binding. Gene Ontology annotation, cellular component: nucleus. Lineage: Eukaryota; Metazoa; Chordata; Actinopteri; Syngnathiformes; Syngnathidae. The transcript is spliced from 12 exons. Gene Ontology annotation, biological process: regulation of mRNA splicing, via spliceosome. The record is from RefSeq and is a predicted model, not a curated record. Bases 804 to 3080 code for a protein of 758 amino acids.